AUGUGUGAAGUCAUGGAGAUAGUGACGAGUGUGGACGAUGAAGGACCUUUUAGUAUUAAGACUGGCCUGUCUCAGCUUCCACCAGAGGUGAAGGCAAGAGAUAUAACUUGUCUGGAGUCUAUUGAAUCUCAACUACGGUGUGUGUUCAUCAACUCUAACUUUCAAGAUAGAUUCCUCUUGGACUGUGAGGAGGAAACACACGACCAUUGCUGUCUGUGCAAGAACGAGUUCAAGGAGACGUCAAGUCCCACUGAGGAUGACCUGAAGGAACUACCAGAAGUUUGUUCUCGUGUCUUUGCCUCCAAGAGGCAUGAUCUGAGUUUGGAUGAGGUGCAGCUGUGCAAGACUUGUAUACGGUGUUUAAAAUCUCUCAUGAUUGUACAGUGUUGGAUGGAUGAAUUGGUACAACAUUACAAGAAGAUCUUGCAGGAUAUGGGAGUCCUUAAAGGUGUGCCUCAUGAUCCUGAGCCAAGUCAAAAGCACAAGCCAAAAACAAAGUCAAAUUCUGACACCAUUAUGAUUGAUAAUGAUGAUGUGACUUGUCUCUCCAAGAGUGAUUCUGAGAAAAUAUAUAGUCCUCAGUCUUGCAGACGACGGACAAAAAAGAAAACAGGUCCAGUGUAUAUGAAAGUGCUUCCUGUGCAUUACAGCAAAGAAAAUCAAUCCAGUGCUUCGAAGAGGCCUAACCGUCUCAUUCUUCCAAAGCCUUCAGUCUCGGCUUUCCCUAGUUUCCCCAUGCAUUCAACUUUCCUCAUCUCAUUGCCAAGUGGAACUUCCUUGCCAAAAAGGGAAGAGACUUCUGUGAAUGCACUACCCAAACCCGUAACACAUGUUCCAGAAGUCACCACAGAUACAGAAGAAAAUGUGCAGUUUCAAGAAAAAGCAAAAUCCUUGGUUUCAUCAGCACCUGAGCCCAGUGUCAAGAAGUUUAAGCCUGUGCCACCAGAAGAUCCAGAUACCUUGGAAGAACAAGAUCCAUCACUAUCCUAUCUCAGCGAUGAUAAUCUAUCAGGCUUGGAAAUCUCUGGCCCUCUCUGCGAUCUAGAUCGCAACAGUGAACUGGAUGACAUGGUGACUGUGAUCAAUGGUUGGUUCCUGGUGCCUGGAGAUAGCAAUGACUCAUCUGAGAGAUCUGAUUCUGCCGGUCUCAGUCGUACGGGAAUGUAUGACAUCAUGGACGAUGACUCCCUCCGCCAGAAUGUGCCCCUGCCUCCUGUCUCAACGAUGCAGGAGUCUUCUUCUCCCAUCCGCAAUCUCGUCUCUUCGGAUGGAGAACCGAAAGUGAAAAGGCCUCUACUAGCACCUCGACCAGUGUCUUCUAGCACUGGCCCAGUCCCUCAGAAGAUUGUGAAUUUCAACUCCAGCAAGUUGAAAGGGAAGCCUAAGUGUCAGCAAGAAUCCUGUCCUGGCAGGAGGAGUUUCAAGAGUGCUGCCUUAAAGAGCCGAUUUGCAAUAACAGAUUCCACGUGUUGUUCGAGGAUACCGUCUUAUUGUCGCAUCUGCAAGGAGGUCUUUGAUUGUGAUGCCUCAAAAUCUCCUGUCCUCAGCCAGGUCAACAAGCACCUGCAGGUUCAUAUGCAAGUCAAGAAGAACAUCUCAACAGGGGUGGUGUUCUACAGUUGUGAACCCUGUCUUGGGGAGUUCCCAUCUUUGGAAAAGCUGAAGCGUCACUUUUAUAGCAGUCACCUGGAACCCAUGCGAUUCCGAUGCAUUUACUGUGGUGCCCUUUUCACUCGCCUUGCCCCAUUCAUCUCUCACAUGGGCUCCAAGCCCUACAUGUGCACAUUCUGCAAAGCUCCGUGCAGAACAGAAUCUGCCCUGAGACAGCACAUAGCUGAACACGGAAAGGAAGUAUGCGUCCUCUGUGGAGAUGACCAGCGAUUUGAUGGGGUUGAGGCAUUAAAACAACAUCUCAGAGACAAGCAUGGACAGGGUUCUAGCCAAGGACACAAUAUGCUCUUGCAAGAGCUGUAUCAGUGGACUGCAAGGGAAGAUCAAGAACACAAGACCAUCCCUUUGGCUGAUCUCACCGCUGAUUCCAUUCCUGGUCACUCGGUGGCCCGGUAUGACCUUGUUAACGUGGCUGAACGAAGCGAUCAUGCCAAGGCUCCCAAGACCAUUGUUUGCCAUGAUUUGAAAGGAGGAUAUCUAGAUGACAAGUUCAUCUGUGGGAGCCAAGAUCCAACUGGUUAUAGGUUUUAUCACUGGUCAUGCAUUGAUGCAUUCGUGUACUUCAGCCAUCACUUUGUCACCAUUCCUCCCCUCAUGUGGAUUAAUGCUGCCCACUUGCAUGGAGUGAAGGUAUUGGGGACUUUGAUUACUGAAUGGGAGGAUGGUUCCAAGCUCUGCAAAGCUUUGCUAGAAUCCGAAGAGUCCAUAGCUCGAGCGGUUCAGAAGCUGACAGAAGUAGCUCAGUUUUAUGGCUUUGAGGGUUGGCUCAUCAACAUUGAAAAUGAUUUGAGGACUGGUGAACCUGAGGCCAUGAAUAGUUUUUUGUCCCAACUCUCCAUCUCUAUGAAAGGUUCCAACCCCAAUGGUAUGGUACUCUGGUAUGAUGCUGUCACAGUUGAUGGGAAGCUUCUUUGGCAGAAUGAGCUCAACGACAAGAAUCUAGGAUUUUUCCAAGUGUGUGAUGGGAUAGUGGUGAACUAUACGUGGAAGGAUGAGGGUCCAGAUGGAGCAAAAGGGAAUCUACAACAGAGUAUCGAAAACGCCAAACAUAGGGUCCAAGACGUGUUCAUUGGACUAGAUGCUUUUGGCCGAGGGAUGCUUGGUGGCGGAGGGUUCAAUACCAAGCAGGUCAGUGCCAGAGGUAAGCUGAGCCCCAUCAUUGGAAGUCAACAUAGCUCAUCUCAGCAAGAAGUGAGAGCCUUUUCUUACGUGAAGGAUGAAGGUGGUCGUCCGUGGUUGAACCUCAGUCAACAGCAACACCAGCCAUCGUUUCCCGUGACGUGUCCUCGGCCCUUUCUCGAUGACGAUGCCCUCGUCUCGGCUUUGGCAGAAAACGACUUGUCAUAUGUGGUGGAAUCCAUGAGAUGUCUAUCAUCACACCUGUUCCACAUGCAGGCUUAUGCAGAUGAAGCUUUUGAUGGAGGAUCGUCCAUUCUUUUCUCUGCCGACGAGGCGGGUCUUGGCUCUCCGUUUGGUGGCAUUUCUCGCAUGUUGGUGUGUGGAUUUUCAGUGGUCAGUGGACUGGAAGUGACAUACGCUAUUAAGCCUCUGGGCCAAGGAAAGGACCUGGAGGACACCGGCUUGCUCCUGCGAGUCGUGGGUCAUCUACUGGUUGUAACAUUUUACCUGGGUGAAGAUACCAAGAGCGGUGAAGCUAGUGCAGUUGCUCUUGCUCCUGUGUCUUCACAAAUGGAAAACCAAUGGGAAAUUCGGCAGAAUGAAAGUGAUGACAGAAUAAGGUCACAAUGGCAGCAGGAAGAGGUCCAUCCCUCCUGGAUCGUUUCUCCUGGCUCUCCAAUUUCGGACCUUGCUUCCGCAUCCGUGGCUCCCAAGUCGGCCCCGCGAGUCUCUCUGUCGUUUUUCUUUCUCUGCGUGCCUUUGCAAGAGCAUCUUGCCUUCCAGGUCCAGGUCCUGGGUGGUCCGGAGGAAUUCUACGAGGAGUUGAAGCAGAAAGCACGUGAGGCAAAGUGGAGGAUCACCCUUGCCUCCCUGUACCUCGGAACGGGAGAUCUCGAGGAGGAACUGGUGAAGAAGAUAGAAGAAUCUCUGAAAGCAAGAAAUGGGAAUUUGGAAGUGAACAUCCUGCUGGAUGCCACCCGUGGAUCACGGGGUCGGGUCAACUCCCGAUCCCUCCUCCUCCCACUGCUCAAGCAAUAUGAAGAGAAUGUACAGGUGUCACUCUAUCACACUCCAGAACUUCGAGGAAUCUGGAAGUGGCUCCUGCCCGCUCAAUGGAACGAACUCGUUGGACUCCAGCACGUCAAAGUCUACCUCUUUGACAACACACUCAUCAUGAGUGGGGCAAACCUGAGCCACGAUUACUUCACCAACCGCCAGGACCGGUAUGUUGUGUUUGAGAACUGCCCCCUGGUGGCAGACUUCUUCCACGAGCUGGUGUCCACCAUCAGCUGCUUCUCCUUUCGUUUGACACCAGAAGACAAGCUCACCCUGCAUCCAUCAUGGAAUGAACACCCUGUUAAUGGGGAAUUAACCAAUUUCAAGUUCCAGGCAUCCAAGAGCAUCAAGAACCUCCUUCAAAAGUACAGAGAUGCACUUCAAAGGUAUCCGACCCCAAGGGGGAGAUCGAACAGACAGGAGACGAUGACGACGGUGAACCGCUGGCUGGACCGUGUCGUCCACAACGGCGAGAAACCCGCUCCCCCCGAGCAGGAGCUCGACACGGUGGUGUAUCCACUGAUCCAGAUGGGUCCCCUGGGGAUCUGCCACGACCGUGAUGCGACUCUGAGGCUGAUGCAGGAGGCACCUGCUCGCAGCCUCAUCAGCCUCGCCACUGGAUACUUCAAUCUCACCGAAGACUACAAGAGAGUCAUCUUGCUGGAGUCUAGCGCACGGUUUCACGUCAUCACGGCUCAUCCGCAGGCAAAUGGGUUCUAUAAGGCAAAGUGGCCAGCAGGUGGGAUCCCUGCAGGGUACACCCUGUUGAUGCGGAAAUUCUUUGAGAAGCUGCGUGGAAAUCGUGACGCGAUGGAGCGGGUGCGGCUGUUUGAGUACCAGAGGCCCAAUUGGACAUUCCAUGCGAAAGGACUCUGGCUCUCGGUGGCCCAGGAAGAACUGCCGUGUCUCACCUUCAUCGGAUCCCCCAACUUUGGCCACCGGUCGUUGCAUCGGGACCUAGAAGCCCAGGUGGCGUUGCUCACGACCAACCGUGCACUGAGAAUGAAGCUGGAAAAGGAGCAGGAGCGACUGUUUGCACCCUCACAUCCUGUCACGACCGCCACGUUCGAGGACCCCGAGCGAUGGGUCCCGUACUGGACUGUAGGUGUGUGUCAUGCAGGAAGGUGGAAGAUGGAAGACGAAGACGAGGUCCUCCUAAUGUUACCCGAAACCGAUGGAAGCAUCCAGUACCGACGCACACCGACAAAGUGCUCCCGUCGGUGUUCGGCACGAUACACCCUGGCAGCGGUGGGGUUCGUGGGCUUCUUCCACGUCUAUGCCAUGAGGGUGAACCUCAGCGUUGGGAUCGUGGCAAUGACCAACUCUUCUAGUCAUCCCCUCCAUCAUUCUGGAGCAGGAAAUUCAUCUUGGAGUGCUGAGGUCUAUAACUGGGAUGAGGAGAUGCAGGGAAUGAUCCUGAGUGCCUUCUUCUGGGGCUACAUCGUGACCCAGAUCCCCGGGGGUCUCUUGGCCCAACGCUUUGGUUCCAAGCACCUCUAUGGCUUCGGCUGCCUCAUCACGGCCAUCUUCACCCUUCUCACACCCCUCGCCGCACACCUCGGCGCUCGCUACCUGGUGGCCGUGCGCGUGAUCGAGGGACUCGGGGAAGGAGUCACCUUCCCGGCCAUGCAUGCCCUCUUGGCAAAAUGGGUCCCUCCUCUUGAGAGAACAAAAAUUGCAGCAUUCGUUUACUCAGGAGCUACACUAGGGACAGUGGUGGCACUGCCACUGUCUGGAGUACUGGCUCACUCGCCAGCUUUGGGCGGUUGGCCAUCCAUCUUCUAUUUCUUUGGUGUCACGGGGAUCAUCUGGUGGGUGUUUUGGUGCUUCCUGGCCUACGAUUCACCCGACGACCACCCGUGGAUCUCGCCCGCCGAGAAGCAGACCAUCGCGAAUGCCUUGCGGCAACAAGUCAAGCCUGGGCACCGGUUCAAGGUACCUUACAAAGCCAUCCUGAAAUCGGCUCCCUUCUACGCCAUCCUCGUCGCACACGUCGGACAGAACUGGGGCUACUACACCCUCCUCACCCAGAUGCCCAAGUACAUGAAGGAUGUCCUUGGCUACAACCUGCAAGAGGAUGGAUUCAUGUCAGCUGUUCCCUACCUGGCAGCCUUCAUCAUGGCCAACAUGGGGAGCAUCAUGGCCGAUGGAUUUCGCUCCAGGAACCUCCUCUCGACUGGAACUACACGCAGACUCUUCAAUACUUUUGCAUUUUGGGUGUCGGGCUUUUCCCUGCUCGGCGUGUCGUGGGUGGGCAGGAAUCGCACGGCCGCCAUGAGCUUCAUGACGCUCGGCAUGGGUUUCAACGCGUUGGCGCAAUCGGGAUACAACGUGAAUCACAUCGACAUUGCCCCGAAUCAUGCUGGGUUUCUCCUUGGAGUCACCAACUGCUUUGCCACCCUUCCUGGAAUUUUGUCUCCCCUAGCCACAGGCAGCAUCCUGCAGGCUUACACACAAUAUGGUACCUUACUGGCAUGGCAGUUGGUGUUCACCAUCUCGGGGUGGGUGCUCAUCGGAGCGAACGUGAUAUACAUUCUGCUGUGCUCUGGGGACGUGCAGCCAUGGAACCAGUGCAGCAUCAAGAAGAAGGAAAAGGACGAAGAACGCACCGCAUGAUGAUCCUCCCUCGUCCCGUGUCCGAGCUUUACGAACGUUUUCUCGGAAUCUUGAUCUCCUGGGAUCUUACGGUCCCGUUCGGAUUUUUAGUUUGGAGGACUAACUUCUUGAUUUGCAGGAUUUUGCCUGCUAAUAGCAAAGGGGAUUUGAACCAAGACCAUUUGGUUUUCCCCAUGUGAAAUUUUCCCCACAAAAGUCAUAUCAGGAGAUGCAGGGGUUCAAAAUCUGUUGGAUCAGUAGCCAUGAGUUUUUUCAAAAUUAUGUCACUCCUGUGACAACUGUGGUGGGAAUCAAGGCAAAGUACAUGUCAGUUAUAUGACAUCUCUCUGAUACAUAGUGCUGUAGUCAUUUGCCAUUAGUUACAUUUGAGAAGCGACAGAUUGAAUUUUUUCUAAUUGGGAAAAUCUUAUACCAAAGAGCCCUCAUCCAUUAGUGCUUCCCGAUUCUUGAUGCCGACUCGACGUGCGAGUGUGGUCGAGACGAACUCCCUUGCUCUCUUUUAUGCUCUUCCCAUUGUAGCCUGCAUCUCCACAACGAUGCCCCAGCGUUUAACUACGGUUGCAUCGUCUGCUUCCUCCCCCAGUUCUUUUAUAGUUCUGCUUUAAGCCUUCAUUCUUCCACGAUGCUGGUGAAUUUCAUGGUGCUGCGUAUGAAUUUAUUCCUAUCGAUCUUGACUGAUGAUUCUAUUUUAACUUUUACACUAUCACUAUAUGCUCGAAUCCGAUGAAGGAAGCCGAUCCAUCACAGAUGCUUUCGAUGGGAUCUCGGCGUGGAAUUUCCGUCCGGAACGCGACACGGAGUCGGUUCCUCGUACGCGUCGUCGCGAGAGUUUCCGAGCGAGAAGCGAAAGAUGAUGCUGUGGUGUGUUGUAUUCUGUUGCUCAUUUUCCUGGUGGAUUCACCUGUCGGUUGUGUGAUGGAUUUGCUCUUGCACCGAUAUCUCAUAUCAAGUACACCUUUAUGAUUGGAUCAAAGGGAUGGAUAUGGAUGCGUUUGUGCUGUAAUACUGGUUUUUUAAAUAAACUAUUUCUCUCUGA
Molecule: messenger RNA, 7498 nt
Organism: Darwinula stevensoni
Lineage: Eukaryota; Metazoa; Arthropoda; Ostracoda; Podocopida; Darwinulidae
Source: the annotation of a GenBank genome assembly